AUGUCGGCACCUGAGCCUGCGAAACCUCGCCUUAAGAUCAACGUGAGCCGAUCCUCCUCCUUCGUCGCUGAUGUAAACACAAGUGCGACACCAUCAGCGACCGAAGGAGGACGGAAAGUGAAACUGAAGAUAGGCAAACCCUCAACGCCUGCUGAACAACCUCCCACGAAGACCAAGGCUGGACGGCAACCGAAGCCUACCCAGAAGCUCGUCGAGAGUAAGAAGCGCGCAAACGAUGACCUCGACGAGGAGUUAGGGUCGGCGCAUCCUACCACGAAAAUAAAACUGAAGGCGACCAAGUCAGGCCUCACACCAACGGUAGUGGUGAAACCCAAGGGGCGCGCACCGGUUCACCCGCCUGGAGAUGGCUACGACUCAGAGGCGAGCGACAGAGAAAAGGACCCAUCGAUCGAGGAACAAUUCGUACUGAGGAUGAUGCCAGGAGAGCACUGCGAUUAUGUCCGAUGGUGUAUGGAGAAUGGAAAGAUGGGCAUUCCCCGGAGCUCAGGAGGAGCAGACAUCCAACUCAGAUUCUUCGAAGAGGACAGUCGACGAGCGGUCGUGACAGUAAAGGGCCAACCCUUUGCUGCUGUCAUGGUAGACUUACCCACGAUUACUGAGGCGAUGAAGACCUGGGACCGAAAGUCGUUCCUCAAAUCUGCCGAUAUUUGCCAAAUGCUUCUGGUCUACGCCAAGAUUUCCAGCGAAGCCGAGGCUAGGGAAGCGACUCUGCCGAGCAUGAUCGACCAGCAUUUCAGAUGGCCACACGGCCUGACGCCACCCAUGCACGAUUGUGCAAACCGACGAUUCGCAAAGACUAUCAGUCGUAAGGAGAUUGAGGACAAGGAAGCGGAAGUCGAACGCCUGCUUGCUGAGGACGCUAAGGCUGGUUCGACGCGCUGGGAAUGGGUCGACGAGACCAAGGACGAUGACGAUGACGGCGCCGACGAGGAUGCAGACGGUGAGAUUGACGACACUAUGGACUACUUCCAGAGCCAGGAUGGAUUGUUCGGCGGCGAAGGUGAAGGUGACGACGACCUAGAAGCCGACCUGGAGGCCGCUUUCGCUGGAGAAGUCAGCGCCGAGACUCCUGUCACAGGUCCGGAUGCGCCUACGCCUAUGACCACCACCCAAGUGAACACACCUGCGCCCCUACAGGACAGUAUCGAGUCAGACGAAUCAGAAGAAGUUUCGGACGACGAUGAUGAUGACGACGAAGAUUUGGACGACGAUGCUCGUGCCCAGCGUGACGAGGAACAGGGUGUCAAGGAUAUUAUCAAUGACCUCAAGAAACAGCUGGGUAACAAGCAAGCUGAGCUGGCACGCACUACGAACAAGAUCCUGCGAACUCGCAUUGAGCAAACUAUCAAACAGCUCAAGGCAGAAAUCGAGCUCAAGAACUCGUCUAUUGGUAUUGAGACAGAUGAUUAA
Messenger RNA from Fusarium venenatum, 1431 nucleotides. RefSeq names its product TAFII55 protein conserved region-domain-containing protein. Gene Ontology annotation, cellular component: transcription factor TFIID complex. Gene Ontology annotation, biological process: transcription initiation at RNA polymerase II promoter; RNA polymerase II preinitiation complex assembly. The record is from RefSeq and is a predicted model, not a curated record. Lineage: Eukaryota; Fungi; Ascomycota; Sordariomycetes; Hypocreales; Nectriaceae. Gene Ontology annotation, molecular function: RNA polymerase II general transcription initiation factor activity.